UUGCAGAAAAAUCGGACCUGCUCCUCGCACUUGCUAUUGUUAAGAACAGAAAAGUUGGAAAGAGAUAAAGGAGAGAGAUAACAAGCCGGUAAAAAUGGAGAAUCAUUGCACAAAUGGCUUCGACUCAUGUCCAGCGCCUACUAAAGUCUCAGUUCUCAAUUGUAUCGAUCUCUCGAGCUCCGAUAUUCAGCAAUCUGUUUCUCUUCUCAAGCAGGUCCUCUUUAGCUUGGAUCAAACAUUGAUCUAUACAGAUAGGCAUGCAGAAGCAUGUUUGGACUGUGGAUUCUUCUACGUUGUGAACCAUGGAAUAAGCGAGGAGUUCAUGGGCGAGGUGUUUGCCCAAAGCAAGAGGCUUUUCAAUUUGCCGUUGGACGAGAAAAUGAAGCUUUUAAGGAACGAGAAGCACCGAGGCUAUACUCCUGUUCUCGAUGAGCUUCUUGAUCCUGAUAAUCAAGUUCAUGUAGGAGAUUACAAGGAAGGGUAUUAUACUGGUGUCGAGGUGCCUGAAGAUGAUCUUGAAACAGAGAAGCCAUUUUACGGUCCAAAUGUCUGGCCUGAAAAUGGUGUUUUACCUGGAUGGAGGGAGACAAUGGAGAAAUUUCACCGAGAAGCAUUAGAAGUUGCAAGAGCAGUUGCAAGGAUCAUAGCACUUGCACUUGAUUUGGAGGUUGAUUUCUUUGAUAAGCCUGAAAUGCUUGGCAAGCCUAUUGCAGUCUUGCGCUUACUACAUUAUGAAGGUAAAAUUUCUGAUCCCAAUAAGGGAAUAUAUGGAUGCGGGGCACAUUCAGAUUAUGGACUGAUCACUCUCUUGGCAACAGAUGAUAUCACAGGUCUCCAGAUAUGCAAGGAUAAGGAUGCGAAGCCUCAGAAGUGGGAAUACAUAGCACCACUGAAGGGAGCUUUUAUAGUUAAUCUGGGUGACAUGCUGGAACGCUGGAGCAACUGUGUUUUCAAGUCCACAUUGCACCGAGUUUUAGGAAAUGGUCAAGAAAGAUACUCUAUCGCGUACUUUGUGGAGCCUAGUCAUGAUUGUCUUGUUGAGUGCUUGCCGACAUGCAAAUCAGAAAACAAUCCUCCCAAGUUUUCCCCAAUCAAAUGUGCAACAUACCUCAGCCAACGGUACAAGGACACCCAUACCGACCUGAGCGUAUACAACCAAAAUAAUUGAAGUUGCAGCCAUACAUGCAGAUCAUAUGAUAUCAAUUUUAGCAUACUGAAGCCUAGAGGUCCUGUUACAGGGUCUGCAACUCUGUUUCGUCCACAAUAAAUUAAUAUUGUCCAUGAUUGCCUUUUCUUUUAUGUAGUUGGCAAAUCAUUCUUCUCCUCCAAGCUAAUAAAGUUAAUGCAAGAAUCAGGUUGCCUCGGUGAGCAGAAAUAAAACGGGGCGAGAGUAUUUGGAGGCCAAUAUGUUACAAUUAAUUUGUGGUUGGAUUUUGAUGGGCUUGUAUAUGGGGAAUAUUUUUGGAGUCUUUACAUACUAUCCACAUGUAGGUAGAAGGCACGUAGGCAGGAGGCAUGGUGGAGAAUGAAUUGUUUUUUUGUUGAUAUAUAAAUAAAAAUUGGUUGUACUAAUUUGGAUUUUCCAUAAUUUGUUUUUUAUGGAGUAGAACGAAA
This is a messenger RNA of Carica papaya (papaya), 1614 nucleotides long. Its product is annotated as 2-oxoglutarate (2OG) and Fe(II)-dependent oxygenase superfamily protein. The record is from RefSeq and is a predicted model, not a curated record. Lineage: Eukaryota; Viridiplantae; Streptophyta; Magnoliopsida; Brassicales; Caricaceae.